Molecule: messenger RNA, 1332 nt
Organism: Melitaea cinxia (Glanville fritillary)
Lineage: Eukaryota; Metazoa; Arthropoda; Insecta; Lepidoptera; Nymphalidae
Product: proton-coupled amino acid transporter-like protein pathetic
Exons: 8
Coding region: 1-1320 (439 amino acids)
Biological process (GO): amino acid transmembrane transport
Cellular component (GO): vacuolar membrane
Molecular function (GO): amino acid transmembrane transporter activity
Source: RefSeq, a predicted model, not a curated record
AUGGAAAUAAAACAAAAUGAAAUAGAAGCACAAGUUUCGGAUUAUAAUCCGUUUGAACAUCGACAAGUUAAGAAACCUAAUUCUGAUAUCAGAUCUUUGGCAAAUUUAUUAAAAGCGUCAUUAGGGACUGGCAUCCUGGCUAUACCUCUGGCAUUCGCCAAUUCGGGAUGGGGUGUAGGAAUCGUGGGUACUGUCAUUAUAGCAUUUAUUUGUGCACAUUGCGUCGAUAUAUUUGUUACAGUAUCUAGAAAUUGCUGUAAAGCAGUACGAAAACCUUUAUUAAAUUAUGCAGAAACAUGUGAAGUAGCCGUUGCUAUUGGACCCAAAAGACUGAGACCUCUAGCAUCAGCUGCUAGGGUAUUUGCAGAAUUUUCUUUACUAUUCACUUAUAUAGGAGUUUGCUGCAUAUUUACUGUAUUGAUAGCGGAUUCCGUUAAACAGCUCUUUGAUCAAUAUAUAUCUGGAUACAUAUUACCAGUGGAAUACUACUGCCUGAUAUUAAUUAUACCUCUCUGUCUAUUAGUGCAGAUAAGGUAUUUGAAAUGGUUAGCUCCUCUUUCGCUGACUGCAAAUAUUUUACUAGUAGUUACAUUUUUAAUUUGCCUCUACUAUAUAUUCAAAGAUGAAAUUAAAGUAGCAGACAAACGAGUGGUUGGCUACCCAUCUAGGUUUCCAGCAUUUCUUUCGACAGUGAUAUUUGCCAUGGAGGGAAUUGGCGUGGUGAUGCCAGUUGAGAAUAAUAUGAAGAAACCAGAACACUUCCUCGGAUGUCCAAGUGUUUUGUCAAUAGCGAUGACAUUUAUCAUGAUACUUUAUGCGAUUUUAGGACUGUUUGGAUACUUUCGAUAUGGAGACGAUCUGAAGGGAUCUAUCACAUUAAAUUUACCUUUAGACUCCUGGCCAGCUAUUUGCGGAAAAGCUUUUAUAGCCAUAUCUAUUUUCUUGACGUAUCCUCUUCAUUUUUAUGUCGUUCUUGAUGUACUGACAAAGUAUGCAGAACCAAUUAUUAAAGACAAAUAUAAAAAUUUUGCACAAAUCUUCGGAAGGAUAAUUAUUGUAUGUUUUUGUGGUGGAAUCGGCAUAGCAUUACCAAUGUUGGAGCAGAUCAUUAACAUAGUCGGAGCGGUCUUCUACUCUAUACUGGGACUCAUUAUACCAGGAGUUAUUGAGACUAUUAAUAGAUGGGAUAACCUUGGAAAAUAUAAUUGGGUUCUGUGGAAGAACAUACUAAUUGUAUUAUUCGGAGUAUGUAGUCUCAUAUCUGGUCUCAUUGUUACAAUAUUUGAUAUAAUCGAAAAUUUAAAUAAAAGAAGUGGUUGAAAUAUUCAAAAA